AGAUGGAUAUGUUGAGUCUUCUACUUUGUGUUCUGAUCAUCUGCACUUUGGUUCAGGCCCUAAUAUCACUUGCAAAAUCAAGCAAAAACAGUCCCGGCAAGCUUCCGCCGGGACCGACACCUCUGCCACUCAUCGGAAACUUACUCAAACUAAGUGACAAGCCUCACAAGUCCCUAGCCGAGCUUGCCAAAAUCUAUGGUCCUAUCAUGACCAUAAAACUAGGCCAAGUAAACACAGUUGUCAUUUCUUCACCAACCAUGGCUAAAGACCUCUGCUUCUCCAACCGAUCCAUCCCGGACAACGUCCAAGCCCAAAACCACAACCAGUUCUCUGCCACUUGGAUGCCUAUUGCAACUCAAUGGCGAAAACUCCGCAAAAUCUACAAUUCCCACGUUUUCGCCGCUCAACAACUCGACACAAACCAACACCUACGGCAUCAAGUGAUGCAAGGACUGAUCGCCGAGGUUCGCGAAAGCUGCGAGCUAGGUGUGGCAGUGGAUAUUUGCAAAGCAGCAUUUAGAACAACGUUUAAUUUGCUGUCGAACACAAUUUUUUCCAUGGAAUUGUCGGAUGAUUGGAACAGGGACAUUGCACGGGAGCGGAAGGAGGCAGUGUGGAGUUCCAUGGAGCACUUUGGCACGCCCAACUGGUCAGAUUACUUCCCUGUGUUGAAGAAGAUUGAUCCACAAGGGUUGUCUCUCAAGCAAUGAUGUGUUCGGUGCUCUUCUCAAUAUCAGUGGAGUUGAUCAGAGUGACUCAAUCGAUCGAACUCAUAUCCAGCAUUUGUUGCUGGUUAGUACUCUUUCCAAUUGUUGUCCCUUUGGCCAGGAUUUGUUGGGUGAAUUAUAGGAUUAAACGCUAACACUAUA
Camellia sinensis is the source of this 869-nucleotide messenger RNA. The record is from RefSeq and is a predicted model, not a curated record. NCBI's taxonomy places the organism in Eukaryota, Viridiplantae, Streptophyta, Magnoliopsida, Ericales, Theaceae.